AUGAUUACAAAAGGAAGGGCUGAUUUCUUUCUUAUUCAAGAAACAAAAUUGAAACAUUUUGAUGAAUCGAUGGUUAGAAGCUUAUGGGGGGAGGAUGGUAUGGAUUUUUCUUUUUCUGACUCGGAAGGAUUAUCGGGUGGUUUACUGACCAUUUGGAGAACCGAAACGGUAAGAGUUGUGGCUAGUUUUUCAGGACAGGGAUGGAGAGUGGAUUAUAGGGGGGAUUUCAACGCGGUAAAAAAGAGGAGCGAGAGAUGUGGUUUGAGUUCGAGGAGUUGCAAUGUAGAAUGGAGGGAAUUUUCGGACUUCAUUGAUGAAACCGGUCUUGUUGAUGUACCUUCCAAAGGAAAGAGGUUCUCUUGGUUUAGUGGGGAUGGAAAAUCGAAGAGCAGAAUUGAUAGGUUUCUUAUCUCCAAUAACAUUAUCUUGUCUUGGGGAGUGGUUGGUCAAUGGAUAGGCAUGCGAGAUGUUUCCGAUCAUUGCCCGGUUUGGUUGAUGGUAGACAAAGAGGAUUGGGGUCCAAAGCCGUUCAAGUUCAAUAACGAAUGGUUCAAAGACAAGACUUUCUUAGACUUUGUUAAGAAGGAAUGGGAGGGAUUUACCGUUCAUGGGAGGGGAGAUUUUGUUUUAAAGGAGAAACUUCGCCUUCUUAAAGAGAGAUUGAAGUGGUGGGAAAAAAUGUUUUUGGAAGGAUAG
Vicia villosa (hairy vetch) is the source of this 696-nucleotide messenger RNA. RefSeq lists its product as uncharacterized. The record is from RefSeq and is a predicted model, not a curated record. Bases 1 to 696 code for a protein of 231 amino acids. NCBI's taxonomy places the organism in Eukaryota, Viridiplantae, Streptophyta, Magnoliopsida, Fabales, Fabaceae. The transcript is spliced from 2 exons.